GCGCGCGCCUAUAAAGCGCCCGGUCGCGUGCAAACAGGAGUGCGGCUCGCGCUGCCGCUGGACAACAUCAGGAUGGCGACAGAAAAAAUGGACAAAAACAAAACGGUCGCGCUGAGGAAGAAAUACAUCGGGCCGUCUUGUCAGAUUUUCUUCCCCUAUAACCCUAUCAAGAUUGUACAAGCCAAAGGCCAGUACAUGUAUGAUGAAAAAGGAGCACGCUACUUGGAUUGCAUCAACAAUGUGGCUCACGUGGGACACUGUCACCCAGAUGUGGUGAAGGCAGGAGCUGAGCAGAUGGAACUACUCAACACAAACUCACGUUUCUUGCAUGACAACCUUGUACUGUAUGCGCAGAGACUCCAGGCCUCCCUGCCCGAUGAACUGUCCGUGUGCUACUUUGUCAACUCUGGAUCGGAAGCCAACGACCUGGCCCUGCAACUCGCCAGGCACUGCACGGGCCACAGAGACAUCAUCAUGCUCCAGAAUGCAUACCACGGGCACCUCUCCUCGCUUAUUGACAUCAGUCCCUACAGGUACCACCAGCUGUCAGACUACGAGCGGAACCACUUUGUUCACGUCGCUCCGAGCCCAGAUGUGUACAGAGGAAAGUACAGAAAAGACCACCCUGAUCCUGCAACGGCAUAUGCAGACGAAGUCAAGGACAUCAUAGACAAAGUCCAAGAGAAAGGGGGAAAGAUUGCUGCUUUUAUUGCUGAAUCAUUGCAGAGCUGUGCCGGACAGGUCAUUCCCCCGAAGGGUUACUUUCAGCAAGUAGCACGACAUGUCCGUCAGGCAGGAGGUGUUUUCAUUGUGGAUGAGGUCCAGGUGGGCUUUGGGCGCGUUGGCACCCACUUCUGGGCCUUCCAGCUCCAGGGCGAUGACUUUGUGCCUGACAUUGUCACCAUGGGAAAGCCCAUGGGUAACGGUCACCCCAUGGCAUGCGUGGUCACGACCCAAAAGGUGGCGGAGGCCUUCAUGCGUUCAGGAAUGGACUACUUCAGCACAUUUGGUGGAAACCCGGUGUCCUGUGCCAUCGGCCUGGCUGUGCUGGACGUCAUCGAGAAAGAGGAUCUUCAGGGGAAUGCAGUGCGUGUGGGGCAACACCUGAUCAACCUGCUGGAACGGCAGAAAGAGAAGCAUCCGUUAAUCGGAGAUGUCCGGGGGUGUGGCCUGUUUGUAGGGGUGGAACUAGUGCGAGACAGGUUGAAGCUCACUCCAGCUACAGCCGAGGCCCAAGAAGUCAUAUAUAAGCUAAAGGAAGAGGACAUCCUUCUUAGUGCUGACGGACCUCAUCGUAACGUUCUUAAAUUCAAGCCGCCGUUGUGCUUCACUGCGGACGACGCCGACAAGGUGGUGGAGAAAAUCGACACCAUUCUCACAGAACUUGAGGAAGUCCUGGACUUGGAAUUUCCUGGAAAAGAAAGCAGCAAACGAAAGCUGCCCGCUGAGGAAAAUGGAUUUGAGAUUCCCGAAGGAAUAGCACACAGCAGAGGCAGCGCUCCCAUUCCACAACAGAGCAAACGGCAGAAGACAUAACGUGCUCGCGUCAGGACUGUUGAUUUGUCACUGAGCUUAGCCGCGGGAAAUUAAGCAUUUUUCGGCAUAGAGCACUGGACACAGAAAGCACACAGUUUUUAAACAAGUCUGCACAACACACCACGACUAUCUGUAAAUCUCCACAACACUGCGCUGCUAAUGUACACCAAGCCUCUGCAAUUCUACACGCCAACGCAACAAAUCCUUUUAUCAGUACAUACCUGGAUUGAUAGAUUUUAUUCAUCCCGCUGGACUUUUGGCAGUGAAGCUUCAAAACCACAGAAGAAGAAGAAGAAGAGGCAAACCAAGCUUCCACGUUCAUAGGACAUGUUCUCCGUUCACUCCUCUUGGACGGAUUGCGCAAGUGACCACCAGAUGCAGCUCUGCUCUGCUCUGCUUUGCUUUUCACCUCCUCCAGUUUGCUCAAGAUUGUGGCAAAUUAAAUAGGUCCAUUAACUCCUGCUCACGGACCGAUCACCAGCAAGAGGACAUUUGCAGUCCAGUUUAACUCCUAAUCAAACUGAUGCGUGUGCGUGUGACUGCAUGAUCCACACAGCCCACAUCGUCUGUGCAUGCUUACAACGGGUGAUCGAACUGGCGGAUGUGUGCGUGCUCAGAACAGGACCUGCGUGCCAGUGUGUGGAGAAAUAAUCCGCGCCCAUAGCACCUGUGUGUGCUUUAAACAGCUGAUCAAAUUGGCUGAAAGAGCCAUUGCAGGUGCAUGAGCUGAUCUACAGUAGGGAUGCAUUUCUGCACUUCAGUCAUCUGAUAAUCAGAACACAUGGUUACAUUCUUUCAAUUCUUAAAGUGGAUUUCAAAAGAAAUCCAGAAACAGAAGCAGCAGGUCCUGAAAAAAGAACACAGACAGUGCACUUUCUGCUUUUUUUCAGAACCAGAGACAGCGCUCUGUCUCUCUCUCUCUCUUGCAUGCUGAAACAAGAAGCGAUGUUUAAGUAUGUGAGUUUGAAUGGCGAUCUUUUCUUUUUUGGGGGGCGGGGGACACAGCAGACUCUGAACAUUGUGAUCUGAUGUUACAAGCCCUGAUGAGACAGCAAUGUGUCCCGCUGUACAUCGGAGAACGCGAGUGCUGUUUGCUUUUCAUGAACUGUUUAGAGAACGGAGCGCACUUCCACAGAGGCAGAAAAUAGCGGCGAUGGCUACAUACGUACGUGGCAGUAAAGCAACUAGUAAUGCAAACUCACAAACCAGACAACACAGGGACUAUGCCAAAUGUGCGCAAUUUCCCAGCGCGCUCCAUACGCAUCACAACGUAACUGUAUGCAAGCCCAGUGUGAAAGGGGCUUAAGGGACAUAAAGUUAGGUGAAAUGACGUUAAAUGUUUCUGAUCACUUUCACAAUUUGUUAAAAUGUGUGAUCUCAUCAUCUCAGUGCUGUAAUAAAAAACAAACAACCUCACCAAUUACUUGAUGACCAAAAUGCACAUAGUGCCAUAAAAAAGCUAUGUAGAUAUAUAUAUAUUUUCAAAAGAUAUUCCAUUUCUUUUCAGUUAUUUUUGUAGGUUGUUUUUUUUUUUCUUCUCAGUAUAAUCAAAUCUGAAGCUAAACGUAAACUCCAUCUGAAACUAACAGCUGAUUUGGUUCCAUUCUGGGUGGGUAAAGCGGUGCUUAAAGAGGAUUGAGAACUACGGUUUUCAUCAAAUGUGCUGUUUUUUUUUUAAAUAUGUUUGUGCUUUGUGCAGCAUUUGAGGCGUAAACUGUGUUGACGGACCAUCUGUGGUUUAUCGACUCAGUUACAGAUCGACAGACUGUUUGGGUUUGAUAUACUUGAGGUGAAACAUCAGGCACAUUUCUAUGUGACAAAAUACCAGAUGUGAGGUACUUUUAUAUUUAGACAUCAAUAUGUGGAUAUUGACAGCUGGGUAUUUUUCAAUUAUUUUUCAAGCAUAUUUGAGUUGAAAGCAAAUAACAAAUUUACAUAAACAGCUUUGACAGUUUCACGCUGUC
Molecule: messenger RNA, 3500 nt
Organism: Thalassophryne amazonica
Lineage: Eukaryota; Metazoa; Chordata; Actinopteri; Batrachoidiformes; Batrachoididae
Gene: etnppl
Product: ethanolamine-phosphate phospho-lyase
Exons: 13
Coding region: 73-1536 (487 amino acids)
Cellular component (GO): mitochondrion
Molecular function (GO): pyridoxal phosphate binding; ethanolamine-phosphate phospho-lyase activity; transaminase activity
Source: RefSeq, a predicted model, not a curated record